Messenger RNA from Entelurus aequoreus (snake pipefish), 831 nucleotides. It is a transcript of the gene cd40lg, whose product is annotated as CD40 ligand. The coding region runs from base 1 to 714 and encodes 237 amino acids. Gene Ontology annotation, biological process: immune response. The record is from RefSeq and is a predicted model, not a curated record. Gene Ontology annotation, cellular component: membrane. Gene Ontology annotation, molecular function: tumor necrosis factor receptor binding. NCBI's taxonomy places the organism in Eukaryota, Metazoa, Chordata, Actinopteri, Syngnathiformes, Syngnathidae. The transcript has 4 exons.
AUGAUCAACACCUACCAGAGCAGCUUUGGAAAACCACCACCACCGCUGCCUCCACGCCAACAUGGUGGUCUUCAGCCGGUGGUCUUCAUGCAGCCAACAGCCAGCAAGAACCUGACCUGGUUCUUGGUUUCUGUGAUGAUCCUGCAGGUCCUGCUCACACUGGGAGGCUUCGUGUUCCUCUACCACACGGAGAGGCGUCCAUCACCUGAAGGAAAAGCCGAUUUUCAGUCAUCGGAGAAGCUGCACGGUUCCUCCAGAACGUUGGCCCGCAUGACGCUGGAGAAACCAUCUCAGCCUGCACUCAGAAGAUCAGGUUACCUGCAGUGGGACCUGAAGCACUCAGUGAGGAGGAACAUCAACUACUUCUACCGCAGCAGCUGCUUGACUAUCCUGCAGCCCGGGGACUACUUGGUGCUCUCCCGGGUGACCUUCUCCAGGCGAGACCCCCACACCCCCCUGGCCAGCUCCGUCAAGCUGAGGCGUGGUGGUGGUGGUGGUGGUGAUGGUGGUGAGGAGGUGGAGGAGGAGGAGACGGUGGCCAUGCGGGCUUACUGCAGCCUGGCUGGGAGCGGGUCUGACCCCCAGAUGUGCACCGCCUCCCAGGUGGAGGUGAUGUCCCUGAGGAGGGGGGAGCAGCUGAGCGUGUGGGUGGAGGACUUGUCCCUGGUGGACUACACCCACACCGCCACCACCUUUGGUGUCUACAAACUUUGACUUUCAACCACUUCUUAUUUAUUUCUCUCUAUUUAUUCAUUUCAUUUGUCAACUAAGUGUUGCCUUGGAGGGAACAUUUUUAUUCAUAUUCAAACUUAGUGGCAAAAUUAUCCUUUU